Molecule: messenger RNA, 267 nt
Organism: Nannochloropsis gaditana CCMP526
Exons: 2
Source: RefSeq, a predicted model, not a curated record
AGAUAUCCCGCCUGCACACCUCGUUUAUCGUGUCCUUGCACGUCAUUUUCCACGUCUUCUUCUUCACCAGCGCCCGGUUCGGAGGACGCCUAUCUUGAUGAAUGGAUGCGCAAGCAAAUUAAAUCUUUUGCCUUUUACGAGGAGGAGGGUUUGCAACGACGUUAUUUUUAUACUGUCGAUUUGCAGGGGCGGUUAUACUUGGAGGAAAGUCCCGUCAAGAAUAUGACAUCUUGUUUGAAGGAUGACAAGUUCCUCAAUUUCUUUUUC